UAUACACAUAAGUAGAUAUAUAUGUAUACGACAAGCUAGCUGCCUAGCUAGCUAGCUAGUAUAUAUAUAUAUAUAGUUUUUAUACAUAAAGGAUAUAGCUAGCCAUAUAUACUAUCUAUACACAUAAGUAGAUAUAUAUGUAUACGACAAGCUAGCUGACUAGCUAGCUAGCUAGUAUAUAUAUAUAUAUAGCUAAUACUAUCGUAUGUUGUAUGUCCUUAAAGCUGUAUUAUAGUACUCCGUAUAUAAUAUUAUAAAUAUACGUUAUAUAUACGUAAGUGCCUGAGUUGACGGGAGAUGAUGGUAAAGCUGUUCAUCAGUGGGUUGGCGGUGGCGGUGGCAGUGGCGGUGACUAUCAGCGCCGCCGACGAUGUCCCGUUUGAUGAUAACUACUCGGUUGAAUGGGGAAACGAUCAUGUCACGUCCUUCAACCACGGAAUGCAAGUUCAGCUUUCAUUGGAUCAAAACUCUGGAUCACGCUUUGGGUCGAAGUCCUUCUAUGGAUCGGGUUUUUUUGAAAUGAGGAUGAAGGUACCGCCUCAAGAUUCUGCUGGAGUUGUCACUGCUUUUUACUUAACAUCAAAUACGGAAAAUGGUCGUCAUGACGAGCUAGAUUUCGAGUUCUUGGGCAACCGAGAAGGCAAACCAAUUACCUUGCAGACUAAUGUCAUCACGGAGGGCAUUGGGAAUAGGGAGGAAAGGAUUAUUCUCUGGUUUGAUCCCUCAGCUGAUUUUCAUUCUUACCAAAUCCUUUGGAACCAGCAUCAAGUCGUAUUUUAUGUAGAUAAUACACCAAUCAGAGUGUUCAAGAAUAAUGCCAAGAUUGGAGUGGAAUACCCAUCAUCACAUCCUAUGCAAAUUGAAUGCAGCCUAUGGAAUGGAGAGAGUUGGGCGACGGAUGGGGGGAGAUCCAAGAUAAUCUGGACACACUCACCGUUUAAAGCCGAGUUUCAAGGCUUCAAUGUGGAUGCUUGCCAAGCAGAUAAUAAUCUAAGUUCUAGUAUUGACCAUUGCUCCUCGCUUACAUACUGGUGGAACCAAAACCCGUUCUGGACGUUAAAUGAUACUCAACAAACAACUUACACUCAAGUUAGACACAAAUACAUGAACUAUGAUUAUUGUGCGGAUCUUUCAAGAUUCUCCAACCCUCCACCAGAGUGUGUUGUUUAAGGAUCAAAUCUCAAUUACAUAUUUUUGCACCUAUUAAUUUAUAUUUACAUUACUACUUAUCAAAUACUAGUGUGUUACGAUAGUAUAUAGUAAAUCCUCUUACAAUCACAUGGACACCGAGCUGGCAGACCUUAUCUCAUUUUAAUGCAAUGUAGAAUUAUUAAUGCUUGUAGGCACAAACGUCAAAUUUCAUUAUAUAUAAGUGAGUGUUUGUAUGUUGUGCAAUUCACAUAAAACAAUAUUUCUCAUAAGAAUGUACACUUGUGAAAUUUUUAUUUGAUAUUAUGCACAAUUAUGUUUAAC
Molecule: messenger RNA, 1473 nt
Organism: Cuscuta epithymum
Lineage: Eukaryota; Viridiplantae; Streptophyta; Magnoliopsida; Solanales; Convolvulaceae
Source: the annotation of a GenBank genome assembly